Cyphomyrmex costatus is the source of this 7430-nucleotide messenger RNA. It is a transcript of the gene Tor, whose product is annotated as serine/threonine-protein kinase Tor. Gene Ontology annotation, biological process: negative regulation of macroautophagy; TORC1 signaling. Gene Ontology annotation, cellular component: nucleus; TORC2 complex; TORC1 complex. Gene Ontology annotation, molecular function: protein-containing complex binding; protein serine/threonine kinase activity; protein binding. The transcript has 6 exons. Bases 1 to 7311 code for a protein of 2436 amino acids. Lineage: Eukaryota; Metazoa; Arthropoda; Insecta; Hymenoptera; Formicidae. The record is from RefSeq and is a predicted model, not a curated record.
AUGUCAAAUAUACUGAUGCAGCAGUUUGUCCAGCGACUCAAGUCAAGAAAUGACGAUGCACGUAACAAGGCAGCACGCGAUCUGUGUUUGUAUGUCAAGAGGGAACUGCGAGAGGCGUCGCAGGAAGAAAUCACAGCAUUUAUGGAUGAAUUCAAUCAUCACAUAUUUGAAAUGGUAUCUGCCUCGGAUAUUAAUGAGAAGAAAGGUGGUAUAUUAGCCAUAGUUUGCCUUAUAGGAGCAGACGUAGGUAAUUUUAAUACACGAACAGUACGAUUUGCUAACUAUCUUAGAAAUUUAAUACCUUCCAACGAUGUAGGCGUCAUGCAAUUAGCUGCAAAGACUGUUGGGAAGUUGGCGCUAGUUUCUGGUACUUAUACAGCCGAAUAUGUCGAGUUUGAAGUAAAACGUGCCUUUGAAUGGCUUGGUACGGACAGACACGAGGGCAGGAAACAUGCUGCUGUACUCGUGCUGAGAGAACUUGCUGUCUCUGUGCCAACAUAUUUUUUCCAACAAGUUACACCAUUUUUUGAGUUGAUUUUCAACGCUAUACAUGAUCCUAAACCAGCUAUAAGAGAAGGUGCGGUAGAGGCUUUGAGAGCAGCUCUGGUAGUUACGGCUCAAAGGGAAACUGUGAAGCAAAUGCAUAAGUCACAAUGGUACAAACAGUGCUACGACGAAGUGAUCGAUGGAUUCGAGGAGGUUCAUUCAAAAGAAAAGGGCAUUAACAAAGACGACAGGAUACAUGGGUCGCUGUUAGUAUUAAACGAACUGCUAAGAUGCAGCAAUGUUCAAUGGGAAAGGAACUAUGAGGCUCUGAUGGAAAGAUUAAACGGUUCUACGCAAAAUGAAAAUGAUAUACUUUCGUUGAUGCCAUGCUUGAAGACAACGAUAGGAUCCAAAUGGGCCGGAUCUACCCAGAACGCAACCGCGUCCGAACACACAUUGUAUCCGGCACACGAGUCAACUGUUUGUAGAUGCUUGAUGCAGGAUAGGCUGGACGAUAUUUAUAAUGACGUUAUGAAUCAAAAGAUAUCUAGGAAUCCGCAUAUUCAACACGCCCUCAUGAUGUUGUUGCCGAGACUCGCCGCAUUUAACAAGGAGAAAUUUAUAAGGGAUCAUUUAAAAGAAUCUUUGGCAUACCUUUUACUAAUCCUACGCAGUCGUGAGAAAGAUCGCUACGCUGCUUUUACAUCGAUCGGCUUUAUAGCUGUGGCAGUGGAGGAUGCGAUAAAUCCGUACCUACCAAAAAUCAUGGAAGUGAUUAAAAGUUUGUUACCAUCUAAGGAAACCCCGAGCAAGAAGCGCACUUCCUUAGAGCCGGCAGUGUUUGUGUGCAUUACCUUACUCAGCCACGCGGUCAAACAGGUCAUAGCUUCCGACGUGAGGGACUUGUUGGAACCUAUGUUUCAAACUGGAUUGAGCCCGAUCUUGACCACGGCUCUCAGGGAGCUGGCGCACAGCAUUCCCUCUCUGCAGGUGGAUAUAUCUCAAGGUCUCUUGCGAAUGCUGUCACAAGUUUUAAUGCAAAAACCAUUGAGACAUCCCGGUGCACCGUGGACAGCAACUAGUCCUAGUUCCACGGCGGAUGACGUUUCUUCGACAGUACUUGCAUUAAAAACAUUAGGUACCUUUAACUUUGACAAUAAUCCAUUGUUGCAGUUUGUCAAGAGAUGCGCGGAUCACUUUUUAACGUCGGAACAAGCGGAAGUCCGAUUAGAAGCUGUGAAGACGUGCUCUAGGUUGUUGAGAUUAACAUUGAAUCAGUCUGGUCCCACAGUAACCACUACUGUUUCGACUGUUUUGGGUAAAUUGCUGGUAGUAGGAAUAACCGACACGGAUCCCGACGUCCGUCUGUGGGUGUUGGCAUCGUUGGAUGAUUCUUUCGAUGUUCAAUUAGCGCAAGCAGAGAAUUUGUCUGCGUUGUUUAUCGCCAUGAAUGACGAGAUGUUUGAAAUAAGAGAACUAGCGGUUCGUACUGUUGGCCGACUUAGCACACUGAAUCCUGCUUACGUUAUGCCAUCGUUAAGGAAAACUUUAGUGCAAUUUCUAACGGAAUUGGAGCAUUCAGGAAUGGGUCGUAAUAAGGAACAAGCCGCUCGAAUGUUGGAUCAUCUCGUAGUGACUGCACCAAGACUUGUUCGACCAUACAUGGAGCCAAUUUUGAAAGUUCUUGUGCCAAAGUUAAAGGAAUCCGAUCCUAACCCCGGUGUUGUGCUGGCCGUUCUGCGCGCGAUUGGUGAUUUGGCAGAGGUAAAUGGUGCCGAGAUGCAACAGUGGAUGUCUGAGCUUUCAUCGAUAUUACUGGAAAUGUUGGUAGACGCCAGUUCACCUGAGAAAAGAGGAGUAGCAUUGUGGGUAUUUGGUCAAUUAGUCGGUAGCACAGGUCACGUGGUAAAACCAUACAUACAAUAUCCGUCCUUGCUGGACGUUCUUAUUAAUUUCCUGAAAACCGAACAGCAACCGAUCAUCAGGAGAGAGGCCAUUAGAGUGCUCGGACAGUUGGGUGCAUUGGAUCCUUAUAAACAUAAGAUGAAUCUCGGACAAAUCGACUGUCAGCUGGACACACUCACCUCAAUGGCAGAUACCAAGAAUGACGUGGAGAACGCUCAGGAUUUGACAACCAGUGAGAUGCUGGUGAACAUGUCACCGUCCACAUUGGAAGAAUUUUAUCCUGCGAUCGCCAUUACGACGCUUAUGCGAAUUAUUCGCGAGCCGACCUUGUCUCAGCAUCACACCAUGGUGGUGCAAGCGGUGACCUUUAUAUUUAAGAGUCUUGGAAUUAAAUGCGUACCAUAUAUCUCUCAAGUCAUGCCGAGCUUCCUCAAUGUCGUGCACACGGCGGACAUGAAUUUCCGAGAGUUCCUAUUCCAACAGUUGGCUGUUCUCAUCGCCAUUGUAAAGCAACACAUACGCAACUAUUUGGACGACAUAUUCAUCUUGAUCAAAGAAUUCUGGACCGUGAAUAGCCCGUUACAGAGCACGUUGAUUCUUUUGGUCGAGCAGAUUGCAAUGGCUCUAGGCGCGGAAUUCAAGAUCUAUUUACCGCAGCUGAUGCCGCCGAUACUCAGAGUACUGACCCACGAUAGCAGCAAGGAUCGCGCAGUGACGGUGAAGCUGCUUCUGGCUCUACAGACAUUCGGGAACAAUCUGGACAAUUAUCUACACCUUGUACUUCCACCGAUUGUUAAAUUGUUUUACGCAAAUGACUGUCCAAUAGCCGUGAAUAAGGUUGCUCUCGAAACGGUCGAUCUUCUUGCGGACACAUUGGAUUUUACAGAUUUUGCGUCGCGAAUCGUUCAUACUCUGGUACGUACAUUGGACCAGUGUCCAGAAUUAAGGAGCACAGCCAUGGACACACUUUGCGCUGUCGUGAUGCAGUUGGGUAAGAAGUAUCAGAUUUUUAUCGUGUUAGUCCAGAAAGUUAUGACGAAGCAUAAGAUAGUCAAUUCACGAUACGACGUUCUAGUAGACAAGAUACUCACAGACUCGACCGCGGCAGACGGCGAAGAUUUCUUACUGAUGAGAAUGCGACACUCGCGCAAUAAGAAUCGCGAGUUCUCUUUAACGCCUUCGGAAACGAUUAAGAAACUGAACGUAUCGGCUUCGAAUUUGCAGAAGGCAUGGACAGCGACGCGACGGGUAUCCAAGGAUGAUUGGCUCGAAUGGCUGCGAUGCUUCUCCAUCGGUCUGCUGAAAGAAUCCCCGUCACCGGCUCUGAGAUCUUGCUGGGCGCUGGCGCAAACUUAUGCUGUUUUACCACGCGAUCUAUUCAACGCGGCUUUCGUCUCGUGCUGGACCGAACUCGCUGAAAACUACCGGACGGAAUUAAUACAGACUCUGCAUCAAGCAUUAAUGGUUCCCGACCUGCCCACCGAAGUGACGCAGACUAUUCUGAACUUAGCAGAAUUCAUGGAACACAUUGACAAAGGUCCCCUGCCAUUAGACAAUAAGAUUCUUGGAGAUACGGCAAUGCAUUGUCGUGCGUAUGCCAAGGCGUUACACUACAAGGAGGACGAGUUUCACAAGAGCAGAAACAGCAGCGUAUUCGAGUCCCUGAUUUCCAUCAAUAACAAACUUCAACAGAAAGAAGCGGCCGAAGGUCUGUUAGAAUAUGUGAUGAAUCACAACCAGCAAGAUCUCAAAGUCCAGAUACGUUGGUACGAAAAGCUUCACAACUGGGAUAAAGCGUUGCAACUGUAUCAAGAACGUCUGGAGAUCGAUUCCGCAGACGUGGAGUCUACUUUGGGUGAGAUGCGUUGUCUGGAGGCUCUUGGAGAAUGGGGACAAUUGCAUGAGGUUGCUACGAAACAAUGGACGAAUCAGACCGACGAUACCAAGCAAAGAAUGUCGAGAAUGGCAGCGGCUGCGGCCUGGGGUUUAAGUCAAUGGGAAAGUAUGCAGAAGUAUGUUUCGUUGAUACCGAAGGACACCCAAGACGGAGCGUUUUACAGAGCGGUAUUGGCGAUCCAUGACGAACAAUACAACGUUGCGCAUCAGUUUAUCGAUAGUGCCAGGGAUCUGUUAGAUACUGAACUAACUGCAAUGGCUGGUGAGAGCUAUCAGCGGGCGUACAACGCUAUGGUGGAAGUGCAGAAAUUGGCGGAGUUAGAAGAAGUGAUCCAGUUUAAGCUGGUGCCUGAACGUAGAGCGGCCAUCAAGGUCAUGUGGUGGGAGAGGCUUCAAGGUGGACAAAAGAUAGUAGAAGACUGGCAGAAGAUCAUUCAGGUACACACGUUGGUAGUCUCACCGCACGACGAUAUGUACACAUGGCUUAAAUAUGCCAGUCUCUGUCGGAAGAGUGGUAGUUUGAUGCUGUGUCACAAAACGCUGGUGAUGCUGAUGGGCACAGAUCCAUCCUUGACUCCAGAUCAGCCGCUGCCGACUACUCAUCCCCAGGUGACCUUCGCUUAUUGCAAGCACUUAUGGGUUGCAAAUAAACGCGAGGAGGCUUACAAUCAACUGCAGCGAUUUGUACAGACCUACUUGCAGCCAACAACAGCGGCAGUAAUUAAUCAAGAGGACGAGAAGCAAUAUGAAAGCAAAAAGAGAUUGCUCGCCAGGUGUUACCUUAAGCUCGGCGAAUGGCUUGAAUCCUUGCAGGGUAUAAACGAACAUUCUAUUCCUGCGGUAUUAUCUUAUUAUGCCGCAGCAACGGAGCAUGAUCCCACAUGGUAUAAAGCAUGGCACGCCUUCGCUUACACUAAUUACGAGACCGUUUUGUUUUAUAAGCAUCAGCAAGGUGAUUCUGCUCCUACGGAGACUGCACCAGGCAACGGAGCGCGCAAUAAUCUCUCCAGCUCACAAUAUAUAUCUCAGUUUACUGUUCCAGCUGUGGAGGGAUUUUUCAGGUCCAUCAACUUGUCGGAUGGCAACUCUCUGCAAGACACCCUCCGUCUGCUUACACUCUGGUUCGAUUAUGGUCAGUGGCCAGAGGUAUAUGACGCUGUGGUCGAAGGCAUAAGAUUAAUAGAGAUAAAUACAUGGCUGCAAGUGAUUCCACAACUCAUAGCCAGAAUCGACACUCCUAGAGCGCUAGUCGGUCGUUGCAUACAUCAUCUUCUCAUAGAUAUAGGAAAGACACAUCCUCAGGCUUUGGUUUAUCCAUUAACAGUAGCUUCGAAGAGUGCUAGCCAUGCGAGGAAGACGGCAGCUAACAAAAUCCUGAAAAGCAUGUGUGAGCACAGUCCGACAUUGGUUCAACAGGCCAUGAUGGCGAGCGAUGAGCUAAUCAGGGUUGCGAUUUUAUGGCACGAAUUAUGGCACGAGGGCUUAGAAGAGGCUAGUAGAUUAUAUUUUGGAGAGAGGAAUGUUAGAGGCAUGUUUGACACUCUCGAGCCUUUACACGCCAUGCUCGAAAGAGGGCCGCAAACUCUAAAAGAGACGUCUUUCAAUCAAGCUUACGGAAGGGAUUUAAUAGAAGCACAAGAAUGGUGUAAUAGAUAUAAAACAUCUCGGAACGUGAGAGAUUUGAAUCAAGCCUGGGAUUUAUAUUAUCACGUAUUCCGGAGGAUAUCCCGACAGUUGCCGCAAUUGACUAGUUUGGAAUUACAAUAUGUUAGUCCAAAAUUACUUAUUUGCAGAGAUUUGGAAUUGGCUGUUCCGGGAAGCUAUAGCCCUGGCCAACCUAUCGUGAGAAUAGCAAGUAUUCAUAGCUCUAUGCAGGUGAUAACUAGCAAACAGAGACCAAGAAAGUUGUGCAUUAAAGGUAGUAAUGGUAAGGAUUACAUGUUUCUAUUGAAAGGUCAUGAGGAUCUGAGACAAGAUGAAAGAGUAAUGCAAUUAUUCGGUUUAGUGAACACUCUCUUGUUACAUGAUCCAGAUACUUUCCGAAGAAAUCUUACUAUUCAAAGAUACGCUGUGAUUCCAUUAUCCACAAACAGUGGUCUCAUCGGUUGGGUACCGCAUUGUGAUACGCUUCAUACGCUUAUUAGAGACUACAGAGAGAAGAAGAAAAUAUUGUUGAAUAUCGAGCACAGGAUAAUGUUACGAAUGGCACCUGACUAUGAUCAUCUUAUACUCAUGCAAAAAGUUGAAGUGUUCGAGCAUGCACUCGAGCAUACCCACGGCGAUGACUUAGCAAGACUUUUGUGGUUGAAGUCACCGUCGAGCGAAGUAUGGUUUGAUCGUAGAACAAACUAUACGCGUUCUCUGGCCGUGAUGUCUAUGGUGGGAUAUAUACUCGGUCUUGGUGAUCGUCAUCCGUCUAACUUGAUGCUCGACCGUCUCAGUGGUAAAAUAUUGCACAUCGACUUCGGAGAUUGCUUCGAGGUGGCGAUGACACGUGAAAAGUUCCCAGAAAAGAUACCGUUCCGUUUGACUCGAAUGUUGAUCAAUGCGAUGGAGGUGACUGGAAUCGAGGGAACAUAUAGAAGAACUUGCGAGUCUGUGAUGUCCGUGCUACAUCGAAACAAGGACAGUUUAAUGGCGGUCCUGGAAGCAUUUGUUUACGAUCCUCUCUUGAAUUGGAGAUUGAUGGACAAUACGGUGCCCAAGGGCAAACGAUCGGACGCUCAAGGCAUGAGUGCCAGCAGCAGUCAGGAACACGGCGAUAUGCUCGAUUCUCUUACCGCCACAUUACCAAAGAAGGGUGUACCGUGUAGCAUUGAAAAUGGAGCUGAUAAUAAUCAACCAGAAGCGCUGAACAAGAAAGCCUUGACGAUCAUAACGAGAGUAAGAGACAAAUUAACAGGGCGUGACUUUUCACAUGAAGAAACCCUCAGCGUCCGACAGCAAGUCGAUCUGUUGAUCCAGCAAGCUACAAAUAACGAAAAUCUUUGCCAAUGUUAUAUUGGAUGGUGUCCGUUUUGGUAAAUGAUGAGAGAUAAACUUUACUCAUCAAAGAUGAACCCUCGUAAGUGUGCAAGCGCUUGCUUUUGCAUUUAUAACUUUUAUGAAAUUAUUAAUUAUGUUCAAGAUUUUAUGAUAAUCGU